This is a messenger RNA of Capsicum annuum, 1326 nucleotides long. RefSeq lists its product as uncharacterized. Bases 327 to 677 code for a protein of 116 amino acids. Lineage: Eukaryota; Viridiplantae; Streptophyta; Magnoliopsida; Solanales; Solanaceae. The record is from RefSeq and is a predicted model, not a curated record. The transcript has 2 exons.
GUGUUUAAAGUUGCUGCAACUUUAUAAGUAGUAUUUUGAUAUACUAAAAUUUAUUGUCUUUUUGUGACAGGAAAAUGACUACUUACAGUCAAGUGAAUGAUACUGCAACGACUGUGGAAGCAACUAAUAUUGCCACAACGAGUUGCACGAGUGCUCCACAUGCAAUGGCACCAGCGGAGAAACCCAAAAAAUUCACGAGUAUUGAUUUCAAAAAGUGGAAACAGAAGAUGUUCUUCUAUCAUACAACUUUAUGUCUUCAAUGAUUUACAUCUGAAGAAGCUCCAGAGGUGCCCGAAGGAACUUUGGACCAGGAAAAAUUUAUCGUUAUGGAGGCGUUGAAACACUCAGAUUUUCUAUGCAGGAAUUACAUUCUAAAUGGCCUCCAAGAUGAACUAUACAACGUGUAUAGUGGAAUGAAGACGGCAAAAGAGUUGUGGGGGCGCUGGAAAAAAAAAUACAAGACUAAGUAUGCAGGAACCAAGAAGUUCUUCGUUGCAAGAUUCCUAGAGUUUAAAAUGAUUGAAAACAAAUCUGUUGUAUCUCAAGUCCACAAACUGCAAGUAAUCAUUCACAAUCUCUUCGCAGAAGGUAUGGUUGUGAAUGAGACAUUUCAAGUCGGCAAUAAUAGAGAAGUUACCACCUACGUUGAAGGACUUCAAGAACUACUUGAAACAUAAGCAAAAAGAGAUGACCAUCGAAGACCGUAUAGUAAGAUUGCGCAUUGAAGAAGACAAUAAAAUCGUGAAAAGAAGGUCGAAAGAAAAUUCUGCAAUAACUAGAGCAAAUACUGUAGAAGACGACCACAACAACUCCAAAAAGUAGAAGAAAGCUAGACAGGAAAACAAUCAACCCAAGAAAAAAUUCAAGAAAAAAUGUUUUAACUGUGGAAAGAUUGGCCACAAUUCAACAGAUUGUUGUGACCCAAAGAAAGAGGAAAAAAAGAACCAAGAAAAUAUGGCUGAGUCCAAGAAAGAAAUGAAUAAUCUGGGUGCUAUGUAGUCUGAAUGUAACUUCGUGGGAAAUCCUCGAGAAUGGUGGAUAGAUUCUGGUGCCACCCAUCACGUUUGUGUAAAUAAGAAGUUGUUUGCUUCUUUUGCUCUGAUUCAAGGAAAAAUGAAGAUAUAUAUGGCCAACUCCAUAACAGCAAAAUUUGAAAGAACAAGAAAAGUCUUCCUGAAAAUGACCUCAGGCAAAGUGUUGACUUUGAACAAUGUCCUGUAUGUACCAGAGUUACGGAAGAACUUGAUUUCUGUAUCACUUCUUGACAAAAAUGAAUUCAAAUGUGUAUUUGUUUCUGAAAAAAUGUACUUAGUAAAGGAUAAGUGU